Solanum pennellii is the source of this 978-nucleotide messenger RNA. Its product is annotated as transcription factor MYB14-like. The record is from RefSeq and is a predicted model, not a curated record. Lineage: Eukaryota; Viridiplantae; Streptophyta; Magnoliopsida; Solanales; Solanaceae. The coding region runs from base 137 to 898 and encodes 253 amino acids. The transcript is spliced from 3 exons.
AUUAAAAAAAUUAUUCAAAGCAAUAUAGGAGCUAGUGAGCUAGGGUUAGGCUUUGACUCCUACCUUUGUACAUUAAUACAAAAAAAAGUCACAACUCUUUAUCGUGUGAUACUUAUUGAAGAAAAUUAAUCGAGAGAUGGUGAGAACACCUAGCUACGAUGAAAAUGGAAGGAAGAAGGGGACUUGGACUCCUGAAGAAGACAAGAAGUUAGAAGCAUAUAUUACUAAAUAUGGCUGUUGGAACUGGCGCCAACUUCCCAAGUAUGCCGGACUAGCAAGGUGUGGAAAGAGCUGUAGACUUCGAUGGAUGAAUCACUUGAGGCCAAAUGUUAAAAGAGGAAACUACACCAAAGAAGAAGAUGAACUCAUCUUGAACCUCCAUGCUCAACUUGGAAAUAGAUGGUCGGCAAUUGCUAUUCACUUGCCAGGAAGAUCAGACAACGAAAUAAAGAAUCAUUGGCAUACAUCACUGAAGAAGCGCGCUAAUUAUAACUCAAGUGAAGGAAGCAAGAAAUGCAGUAAUAAGAAUAGUGGACGUAAUAUCAAAAGAAAGAGUAGUGUGGAAAAUCAAAAUUCAAUUAGUGCUAAUAACAAUAGUAAUAUGCAUGAAAAUAUAGUAUUGGAAAGUUCAGAUUGGUCACCAAAGGAGUCAUCAAGUGAAGAACUUUCAUCUUAUCAACAUGAGCAACAUGAAGUUUUUCAACUAAAAUUAGCUUUGGAAGAAAUUUCUAAUGGAAAUUUUUGGACAGAACCAUUUGAAGUAGAUAGUUUCAUCAAUAGUAAAAUUGAUUUUGUAGCUCCUUCAAUUGAUUAUUAUGGACUUAUGUGUCCACCUUCACCUUAUAUAGGUCAUGAAUUUAUUUUCUCCUUUGACUUUGAUCAUUAUAAUUAUUGGUAAGUGCAUGUGUAACAUUUGGUAAUGUUGCAUAUUUAUAAUCAACCUUAGAAAAUGUAUUGACGUUUUGUUUCUUCUUGUCU